AUGACCCUCAAUGUGUGUAAAGCAUUUAAAAAAUUUGAGGAUUUUUUACCUGAUAAUUUUUCUUUCGAGAACAAUAAUGUCGAAUUUAAAUUAUACGAGUAUUAUUGCCCUAUUGACAAGGAAAUAGGACGUGGAAAAUGUAGAACUGGCAAUCAAGCAGUUAGCGGUGCUACUGCAUUUUUAUUUAAUUAUUUGUUCGCCGAAGAUCAAUAUAUAGAAAAUGAUGAUAAAAAUAACGAAUAUAUCAUGUAUAUUAUGCUAUGGUUAAGUAAUAAAAUGAAACUACUUACACACGGGACCUACGGAGCUGUGUCAGAAUUUUAUGUCACGUUUAUGAAAGGUAAUGAACAUUAUAAAAAAUAUCUUAGUAGAAUCAAUAAAAGCCAAAAAAUAAUGAAUAUAAAAAUUGGUGAAAUGCGUAUACUUUAUGGGUUACUUAAUGAGCUGUGUAAUGCAAUUAUUAAUUAUUCCAAUGAUUCUUCAAAUUGCCACAAUUCUUCAAAUUGUCCCGAUUUUUUAAAAUUUGUUAAUAAUUGGGAAAAGCAAUACGAUCAACUUAUUGAUAGAAAAAAAAAGUUUUUUGAAGAUGAGUAUUAUUGUGAAUUGUUGUUGACUUUAAAAAGUGCUUAUCAGAAAUUUAAACAAGAUAAUAGGAUCCAAAAAAUUUUUCCAGAAAUUAAAGAGGUAGAUAUAGAUUAUUGUAAGAAAAUACGUAAUGAAACUAACACCUCAUGGAAAGUUAUAGAUGUGAAAUCCAUAGAAAAAGUGGAGGAAAAAAAAGAUUUAGAUAAAGGGAAAGAUACCUUGGGAUAUAUAGAUAUUAUUAAAAAUGCAUUUGAAACGUAUAGUUCAAAUUUUAGUAUUAUGUUUACUAGUAUUGGCAAUAACUUAUAUGAAAAUGUGUUGCCACCGCUAACAAAUUUUUACGGUAAAAUUAUAAAUUUUGCUGAGAAAACGAUUAAUCAUGUGAAUGAGGAAUUUAGAAAAUCAAUAGAACCUUCUAUAUCAGAUAAAGAUAUGCCUGAACCAAAAGCCCUAAGAGAUGAAUCAUCAUCAUCUAAUGACCUAUCAUCACUUCAAUAUCCUGGAACCAAUGUAAUAAAAAGUGGAACAACAGAAAUAGGUGAUAAUCCCCUCAUCGUAUACAAGAAAAUGGGAUUUUCAAUUCUAAUUAUUUUAAUACCCAUUGCUUUAGCUAUUAUGUACAAGUAUUUGCCAUUUGGAUGGAGAAAGAAAUCGAAGAAAAAAAAAAAGAUGAAAAAGGCUAUAAAUAUGUUUGAUACAAAUGAAACAACAGAAGAAGUUAUAAACCCGACUGAUCGAAAAAAACAAAUGCAAAUAAUUAUAAAUUUAUCUAGUCAAAACAAACAGGGUAAAAAGUUUACCAAUUCGUCUAUUCAAAAAAAACAGGAUAAAAAGCUUACAAAUUCAUCUACUCAAAAAAAACAGGAUAAAAAGUUUAUAAACUCAAAUAAUAGAAAGAAAAAAGUGAAAAUAAUUAUAAAUUCAUAUACUCAAAAAAAACAGACUAAGGAUUUUAUAAAUUCCAUUUAUUGGGAAAAAUAUCCAUUAUUAAAUAUAUAUAAACUUAUGAAGGCCGAUCCUGUACCAUUUAUUAUUUUAUUUUUGUUGUUUAUUUUUUAUGUUUAUAAAAGAAAAGGCGAUUCUUUAGAAUAA
Plasmodium yoelii is the source of this 1677-nucleotide messenger RNA. Its product is annotated as PIR protein. Lineage: Eukaryota; Apicomplexa; Aconoidasida; Haemosporida; Plasmodiidae. The coding region runs from base 1 to 1677 and encodes 558 amino acids. The transcript is spliced from 3 exons. The record is from RefSeq and is a predicted model, not a curated record.